AGGAAAAAAGGAAACGGGAGAAGAGAGAGGCUACUUCCUGUGCGGGUGAAGAAUGUGUAGGAAUUGUAUUAUUUGAAAACUAUUCAGCUUCGUCGUGCAAAAAGACGCAAUCUUAGAAUUUUUUUUUUUUUUUUAUCUCCGGAUCUCUGGAAUUGUUCCCCGGCCUUCUGGUGUGUUGUGCAGGCAACGACACGCUCCGACCGGAAAGAAAAUACCACCACUGGUUGAUGUGUAGACCAGUCAGACAUGCAUUUAUUCAGACAGAUGACCCUGUGCACGUGAGCAGAUCAGAAAUCGGGCAAUGCGGACCGUCUUGUGGUGUUAAAAUGCCCCGUUCAUAUGUCAGGGAACUGCAGAAUAAUUCAUAACCAGAUGCGUGCAAACAUGGGCUUAUUGCAGUUCCAAGACGUUCUGCAUGGAACUUCCUUUUACUGCCCCUAGCUACUCAUGAAACCCAAAAGCGACAAGAUGAAGCUGAAUGAGCGCAGCGUGGUGCACUACGCCACCUGCAACUCCGCGGCAGACAAGACGGGGCACCUGUACAAGAAGGGGGAGCGCAACACGACCUACCAUCGCCGCUGGUUCGUGUUGAAGGGCAACAUGCUGUUCUACUUUGAGGACAAGGAGAGCAAGGAGCCCAUCGGGGUGAUUGUCCUGGAGGGCUGCACGGUGGAGCUGUGUGAGUCCAUGGAGGAGUACGCCUUCGCCGUCAAGUUCAGCUGCGCCAAGUCGCGCACUUACAAGAUGGCGGCCGAGAGCCAGGCAGCCAUGGAGUCCUGGGUGAAGGCCUUGUCUCGGGCGAGCUUUGAUUACAUGCGGCUGGUGGUCCACGAGCUCGAGAAACAGCUGGAAGAAAUGCAGACCCUGCACGGCCUCUCAGGCACCCCGCGCUCCCACAAGAAGUCAUCAGGACGUGCCAAGUCCAAAUCAAUUUCAGCUGUUGGUCCCGCUGUGGCGACUUCUGCCAAAGGACCACAGGCAACCUACAACUGCUCGCACGAGGAGACUGUCCAUUUCACGCCCACCGAGAAGGAAAAUGGUGUGGCCAGGAACAAGCCCAGCAUUGUGGUCAAUGGAUUGUACCCAACUUAUCAAGGGUCUAAAACCCUCCCGGGGGAGAGUUGUAACAGUGAUGGGACUAAACCCCCUCCUGUACCCCCCCGGAGGAAAACUACCACUGGCAGGGUGACCUCCACCUUGGAAAGCCCUGUUUCACCUGGGACCGUCUGCUUUUCAAAGCUGCACGACUGGUACGGUAAAGAAAUCACUGCCCUGAGGACACAGUGGCAACAAGACCAAUAGAAAUGUGCUUCCUUAAGAAGUGACCAAGAAUCACAUGUGUGGAUGCUGGAUCAUGGAAACUCUUAUUAGACCUAAAACUGAUUUUUUGCUUCUUGGAAAGCUAGCGUCAGGCGGGUGGGAGAGGGUGAACAGUUCUUUUUUUUGUUCCUUUCACACGCUGGAGGUUUAUUUUGGGGGGGGAUGACAAUGCUGACAUUCCAAGUCCUAUUUUAACGCACAUGCAAAGGUACAUUUUCAGAGAGGAACUAAACCGUUAUUAAGGUAUAAUCUUCAGAAGAAAGAGCAGUUGACUUCUUGUUUCAAAGUAGUUUCUUGUUUGUUACGCAAAGUUCUCUAUGAAAACUUGUGAUCUUGUGUAGAUUUCUCAGUUCUUUGAUAUUGCAAAAAUUUUUCUGAUGCAGAUAGGUCAAUCAGUUAUUAAGCAAACCUGAGAAAAAAAGCAAAAUAAACACAUUUGUUUUGCUGUAGCAGAACAGUACCUAAUAGGUGCCCUCUUCAAAAAGUGUGCCACUGCUAAUUAUAGCAACAACAACAUGCAUCAGACAUAAAAAAAGCAAUACAGCCCAUCAAAACAACUUUGCUGCACAUUCGCUUUUAAGUAAAACUUUCUAGUGGUUUGGUUAUUAAAAAGUAUCCCUGUGUUUUAUCAAAGAGUGAGGUAUUUCAGUGCUAUCACAUUGUUGUGUGUGUGUGUGUGUGUGUGUGUGUGUG
Messenger RNA from Polyodon spathula (Mississippi paddlefish), 2013 nucleotides. Its product is annotated as sesquipedalian-1-like. The record is from RefSeq and is a predicted model, not a curated record. Gene Ontology annotation, cellular component: early endosome; recycling endosome; trans-Golgi network. Gene Ontology annotation, biological process: retrograde transport, endosome to Golgi; receptor recycling; endosome organization. The coding region runs from base 448 to 1302 and encodes 284 amino acids. Lineage: Eukaryota; Metazoa; Chordata; Actinopteri; Acipenseriformes; Polyodontidae. The transcript has 4 exons.